Alternaria conjuncta is the source of this 249-nucleotide messenger RNA. RefSeq lists its product as uncharacterized. The record is from RefSeq and is a predicted model, not a curated record. The coding region runs from base 1 to 249 and encodes 82 amino acids. The transcript is spliced from 2 exons. NCBI's taxonomy places the organism in Eukaryota, Fungi, Ascomycota, Dothideomycetes, Pleosporales, Pleosporaceae.
AUGGCCUCCCCACUCACAACCGCAAUCCUCCUCUUCACUCUCCUCAACACCGCAACCGCAUCUCCCCUCACGAAGCGCGACGCCGGCUACGCGAUCCCCGAGGGCGCCAUCAUCAUCCUCAUCCUGUUGAGUGCGGGUCUACUCGUCUGCAUGGGCUACGCCAUACACAAGACCUUUGGAUUCAGAAGAAACCCUAAUGAGUUCAGACACAUGAGCGCAGAACAACAAGAGUACAUGGCCGAGGACUGA